Paraglomus occultum is the source of this 175-nucleotide messenger RNA. NCBI's taxonomy places the organism in Eukaryota, Fungi, Glomeromycota, Glomeromycetes, Paraglomerales, Paraglomeraceae. The record is from the annotation of a GenBank genome assembly.
GAUUCCUAUGACGGCGACUCACAAAUAUCAAAAGACACGGCUAAAACAAGAAGGAAUUGAUAUAGAAAGAUGUGGAAAAGAUAAAUUGUUUGUGAUUGAUAGGGAGAAGAUGAUUUAUGUUCCACUCGAGGGGGAAAGCCAUAAAGCCGUCGCCUCAGGAACAGCCAAGCUGUAA